This is a messenger RNA of Xyrauchen texanus (razorback sucker), 4851 nucleotides long. RefSeq names its product apoptotic chromatin condensation inducer in the nucleus-like. The coding region runs from base 22 to 3867 and encodes 1281 amino acids. NCBI's taxonomy places the organism in Eukaryota, Metazoa, Chordata, Actinopteri, Cypriniformes, Catostomidae. The record is from RefSeq and is a predicted model, not a curated record. The transcript has 17 exons. Gene Ontology annotation, molecular function: RNA binding.
CAGAAGUUCGAGCGCAGCAAAAUGGCGGAACUCGAGGAUGUAACGUUAGACGGUAAACCGCUUCAUUCGCUUCGUGUUGCGGAUUUAAAAGCCGCACUGGAGCAAAGAGGCCUCGCCAAAAGUGGACAGAAAAAUGCACUCAUUAAACGGCUGAAAGGGGCCCUCAUGUUGGAGAAUCUCCAACGAUCAUCCACCCAUCACAUUGGUCUUCAGCCCAACUCUCAGAUAGGAGAGGAGAUGAGUCAGAACAGCUUUAUACAACAGUACCUGGCCAAACAGCAGGAGCUCCUUCGACAGAAACUGGAGAAAGAAGCCCGCGAAGCAGGGGGAGAUGACACACAGAGUCCUGCUGGCCCAGAAGAAGAGGAUGACCACUCUCCAACUAAAGAUAGCACUUCCUAUCUGCCAGACAAGCAUCACGGCGUUAUCUCUCAUCUUUCUCUUACCCAAGUGGAAGGAGGUGGUGAGGAUCAUGGAGGAGGGUUGCCACAGGAUUUACUGGGAUCACACAGACUGGAUAUGGGCCCUGCACCUGUGUCUCAAGAGUCAACUGACUCCAAAGCUGGGAGGAUCAGACAUCCUUUUCUCCCCAGCCAUGAGGAGGUUGCCACAUCCUCUCCUCCACGUGCAGUUGCCUCCUUGUCUGUUCGAGUGAUUGGACAACCUGAGCGUCAAGGCCUGCCACUCAUAAUGCCUCGUACCUUAGAGAGAGAAGGAACAGCACCUGUUGAAGCUGGUCCUGCCCAUUCUGUGUUACAUCUCAGCCGUUCUGCGAGAGCCGUGGCUUGUCCUCAAGUUGACAGUGAUGAAGAUGAAGAGGAUGAUGAUGACAGUGACGAAGAUGAUGAGUGGGGUCCUUCCUCUCAUGAGAAAAAGAAUGUCCGGGCACCUCCUGUACACCCUCCACCUGCCGCAGCCCCCCAGCGAUCCCGGCGAAAGCUUCAGCCCCCACAGCACAUCCCUCCCCAGCCUCAACCAAUCCACCAGCCUCCUCUGCAGCUCCGCCAACCCACUCCUCCCCCAUCGCCACCUCCAGAGCUCUCUUUCCCCCUACCGGACACACCCAAACAGAGCCCCAAUGACCAAGAUGAACCAGCAGGUCUAGGAGAAGGUGCUGCUCCUGGGGCGGGCACCAUGCCCUCUCCUCCGUCCCUCAAGAGACAAGUGUCCAGCUCUAGUUCUAGAUCCAGCAGCCCAGAACCCCGGUCCACACACACACCUGGUCCUCUUAGCCUGCUGGUACACAAAAUGGAGUGUAAGGGCAUGUUUGAUGGUGGACAGAAGGUAGGGAAGGAAGGAGAAGGAGAGAUGGAAGUUGAUGAGCAGGAGGAUGGCGAGGCAACAGAAGGGCCUGGAGUGAUCGCUCUCAGUGAACGGCAAGAUAAAGUUCUUAAGCUUUGCAAGCCACAGGUGUCUCUGUCAGUACCCACAAUGCCCCCUGCUCCGCAUGAUGAUGAUUCUGAGUUGGAGAAAGAGAGAGGACAUCAAAGAGAGGGAGAUGAGCAAAACAAUGAGGAGAACGUAAAAGAGAAAGUGGGUAAGACAUCUGCACCAUUCCAUACAACAUUACCCACCACUUUCCCACAUAAGAGACCACAAAUGUUCUCAGAAGUCCCCCCACCUGAGUCACUUACAUCACCCUCAAACCCUAAGCAAGUGUCAGUCCUCACCACGAGCCCUAAGUGCUCUGAAGAUGUUGCUCUGGAGACAGAAGGCUCAAGUAAAAUGCCUGAAUCAAAACACAAUAAGGAUGACAAAGAAGUUAAGAUUCUGGAGAAACUGGCAUAUAUACAGUCAGCUGGAGUGACUAAAGAGAAUAAAAAGGCCCUAUCUUCACCCCCUCCAUCUGCAGAAGGGAAAACAGAAAAAAAAAGAGAGCUUGCACGGAGAGGAAAAUCAAAUGAACGGCGCUCAUCAACGUCAAGUCAGUCAUCAUCUGACUCUGAUUCAGGAUCAUCAUCCUCUCGUUCUUCAAGCUCUCCUUCACGGGAUAAAUCCAGCACACACAGCCGAAAGAAGGACCAGGAGGAGAAGAGCAGAAGGGCAUAUGUUAAAGAAGGAAAGAAGACUCAAUCUUCCAGGGAGGUAAAACAGGAAACUCUCUCUGAGCCUACAGGCCAAGUUGCCAUGGAGCUGGAGAGCUGCUCUGACUUGGAGAGUGCCAAGCAACAGUCAGGCCACCAGGGGGCAGAUGCCAGUGAGACUCACGCAGAGGAGAGUUCCACCGCAAAAUCGUUUGCUGCCCGUAAGAUCUCGUUGAGCAAUAAAGCAGAGAAUGCUUCGGCUGAGACUGAGUCUGUGGGUGGAGCCAACAGGAAGAGAAGGUGGGGUUCCAGUACAGCUGUCACCGCCAAGAAGCCGUCAAUCAGCAUUACCACUGAAUCGCUGAAGACACUGAUUCCAGACAUCAAGCCCCUCCAGGAGGCAGUGGUUGAACUGCACCCAGGUGAGGGACGUCUCUCUGGGGAUGAGGAUUCAGCAAGGCCUCAUGACCGGGAGGAACCAGAGGAGGACCAGGGCCUCAAGAUCAGACGCACAGUGACACAGGUCGUUUCAUCUGAUAAAUAUGAGAAUGGGCAAAAGGAGAUGGUGGGUGAUGAAGAUGAGGAAGAACAAAAAUGGGCAAAAGGAGAUAAGGAAAAACGCUGUAGGAAACUGGAGAGCUCCUCUGAUGCAAUGGAAACACAUGAGGGAAAUGUUAAAAAAGUCACUCCCAACGAUUCUUUGGUUCGACGCUCAAUUAGUCAGCAGAAAUCAGGCGUGUCCAUAACUAUAGACGAUCCCAUUAGAACAGGUCGCCAUCUGUCGCCACCUCACGGAAAAACCUCCAACAUCAUACACGUCUGCAACCUGGUGCGACCUUUUACCUUAGGACAAUUGAAGGAGUUGUUAAAUCAGACAGGUACAUUGGUGGAGGAGGGUUUUUGGAUUGACAAGAUCAAAUCACACUGUUAUGUCACGUACUCCAGUAAAGAGGAAGCAGUGGCCACUCGAGAAGCACUGCAUGGUGUAAAAUGGCCUGCCAGUAAUCCUAAAGUACUGCGCGUGGAAUUCUGUGAGCAAGAUGAGUUGAACUUCCAUAAAGGUCUCGUGUCUAGUAACCGUGCUGGUGACGUUCAUGACCCUCAAGCCUCAGGAUCUCCUAUCCGUCCCACUGCCCCUCCCCCACUUAUGCCCACCCAUCGUGAAAAGGAACGAGAAAGAAAUAGAGAUGAUGGGGCUUCAGCUGUGAGAGACCAAUGGGCAGAGAGAGAAAGAGCAAUGGAAAGGAGAGAGAGGACUCGUUCGGAGCGCGAAUGGGAUCGGGAUAAAUUGAAGGAUUUUGGGAGAGAGGACAGAGACGCAACCAAAAAGUCAAGGUCACAGGACAGGGACAGAAGGCGCAGAGGGAGAAGUAAAGAAAAGAGAACAGAAAAAAAAGGUAAACUAGAAGAGCCUCCUGCAAAACUUCUUGAUGAUUUGUUCCACAAAACUAAAGCAGCUCCCUGUAUAUACUGGCUACCCCUCACAGAGGAACAGGCAACACAGAGAGCUCUGGAGCGUGCUGAACGAAUCAAGGAGCGAGAGAAGAGGAGGAAGGAACUCCAGGAUGAGGAGGACAAAAAACGAGAGGAGCGUCAGGAGAAAGCAAAAGGCCGUGACAGAGAGGGAGGAAACAUAGGGGGUGGAGGAGGAGGUGGUGGUGGUUUGGUUGGACGUUCUGCUGAGGAAGAUAGAGACAGGGAGAGAGAAAGAGAGAGACAAAGGGGUAGGGAGGAAGAAAGGAGGAGAGAUGGCCACAGAAGCCGAGGUAGUGACUCCAAAACUGCAGGGGGCAGCAGAAACUCACAGAGCCGUAGCAACAUCUCCAGAGAUAGACGUCGCUGAGUGAAUGUGUGUGAGUGUAGUGUAGUGUAAUGUGUGGGAGCGAUUUGUAAGAUCAGAUUUGCCUGCGUGGUGAUGGCUCAAAGUAUAAAAUGCCAGUCCUUUUGACACAUUAACAUACUUUUCUUUUUCCAAAUGUAAUGUCAUCAGCCUUUCACUCCUGUGCACAUCAGCACAUACCUCAGUCUUUCCACUCAUUAACUGAUUAAUCUGCUGUAAAGCAGCACUAUUAAGAGGAUGCAGUCUUUUUUUUUGUUUUAAUAAAUCUCAAAUGAAACUCCACAGGACUGGUAAUAUUUGGCUUAUUUUCUAAAUUAAUUAAGAGUGUGUGAAUAUGUGAGUGUGUCGAUUGUCAGGCUGACAAACACCAAAGCCUAGGAAGACUAUAAUAAUUAUAAUAUAUUUUCUUCUCUCAGCCCCAGAUUCUCCACUUUAGUUUUUGUUCAAUUAGUGCCACUUUAGCCUGGUGUGUAGAUAAUUCAGUGUGUAAUUAUUGGACUUUAAAUUCUUUGGCUUUAAAAUGGUGGUUUUACAAUUUUUAUUUUAUCCACUUGGUCAGAAUUUCCAUUUGAAUGGGAAAAGUCCCCACCCAAAUGUGUUGGCCCAUAUUUUAGCCAGCCCUUGCUGACAUGCUUUUUUUUUCUCUCAAGAUCUAAAUGUUUUAAAAUAACUACUGAUGUCCAGUAAAGAAGCCGCACUGUAGAGGAUUCAUUAGACAGAGAUUCUUAAUGCAUCUCACCACCUCACCCUCCUCGUCUGUCCUCCUCUUGUCCUGGUCUUAUGAAGUUGUUUACAGUUCAUCUCUGUGAAUCAUACAAGGCAGACAUAUAACCUUUAUAGAGAAAAUGGCAAGAGGCCUUUUAAUAAUUACAAUUUUAAUGUUUUAGUUUUGAAGACAAAUUGCAAAAUAUUCUCUUUUUGGAUUAUUUUCUUUAUGACUGUGCAGAAUGUACAAAAUCAUUAAAAACUUAAGGACAUUUUGUUUCU